AUGGCUUCACAGAGUCCCCAAAACAAAACAGGCACAGAUCCUAUCGACUUUGAGUCAGCUUCGUCCGAUAACUUGCUGGCGACGGGCAUGAGUCGGCUUUCCAUAUCCUCAGACCUUGCCAAACGUUUGUUAAGAAGCGGAUUUCUCCCGGAUAGCUAUGAUAGCAUCAACAAAACUGAAGCUCUGGUAUGGGCUGUCGAGAAGAAGCAGACCGAACUAGUGCGGGAGCUUAUCAGCCAUGGAGCUGAUGUGAACCUGCCAGCUGAGGACGGCUGGACCUGCCUGAAUCUUGCUGCCGGCAAUUUCGAUCCUGAGACUUUGAAUGUUCUGCUUAGAAAUGGUGCGGAUGUGUCUACUAUUGCUGGAACAUCUGGACGUACGGCACUCCACUGGGCCGCAGACCUUGGGGAUCUAGAAGCAGUGAAAAUUCUUAUUUCUCAUGGCUCAAAUGUUGACGCGCAAACGAUUCAAGGAAGCGGUCCUUUGCAUCUAGCCGCUGAUAAUGGGAAUGUAGAAGUUAUUCAGGCGUUGCUGGAAGCCGAUGCCAGCAUCCAAGGUGUCGAUGGCGAAGGAUGGAGCCCAUUGCAUGUUGCGUGCAGAAGAGGACACGAAAGUGCAGUGCAGCUUCUGAUCGAGCGCGGUGCAAACAUGGCUUUGAAAUGCAAGCAGGAUCACACUCCUUUACAUACCGCAGCUUUUUCUGGGCAGCAUAAGGUUGUCAAACAGCUUCUCGAACAUGGAGCAGACGUCAAUGCGACCGCUACUGAGAUGGGAAGAAGCGUUCUCGAUUACGCUGUGAGCGCCAAUUCUGUAGCUACCGCCCAAACUGUGUUGGAGUACGGUGCUAGCAUCGAAAGCUGUGACAUCAGUGGCACAACACCUCUGAUAGCAGCAGUUGUUUACAAUGCCAUAGAAAUGGCCAGCUUCCUUCUCGACCAUGACGCAAAUUUUGAAGCAUCGAACAAUAGUGGUAAAAGACCAUUGCACCUAGCCGCAGAGAAAAACUUUGGACAGAUGACGCAGCUCUUGCUUGAAAAGGGUGCAGAUAUUGAGGCAAGGGCGUAUUCGAAGGUCGAUGAUGAUCAGAUAGUAGUAGAAGGCAUGACACCAUUGUUGGUAGCUGCUAGAUUUGGGAGAGUUGAAACUUUCCACAUACUUGUGGAUCAUGGUGCCGACGUCAAGGCAAUCAGUGCUGGCUAUAAUGGCAUACACAUGGCUACUAUCGGACAGGCCAAAUCUCUGAUACGGUUCUUUGCCCAAGAAGGGGUGGCCAUUGAUGCUAGGACCAUGGAUGAAGGAAGCACGGCACUCAUCAGAGCUGUCCGCGAUGGUUACCCUCAGAUCGUUUCGUUACUGAUCAAACUGGGUGCUGAUGUGAACGCAUCCAACAAUAUCGGCUGGACUUCUUUGCACUUCGCCGCCGAAAAUGGCUUUAAAGAUGUCAUCGAAAUACUGUUGAAGGCUGGAGCUAACCCAACUGCCGAGACACUUGACGGCAAACGACCACGAACGAUCUCGUGGGAAAAUCACCAUGAUGAAGUGACAACGAUAUUAGACGGAAGUGUGCCAAUAUCACUGGACGCGCGGAAUAAGUCACAGGCUCGAACCCUGUCCGCACUCUUCUAUGCUGCUAGAAACGGUCAGCUGAACAAGGUUUCUCAAAUACUAGAUGAGGGAACCGAUAUUAAUUCGCUGGACGCUGAUGGCCGAAGCCCUUUGUCACUGGCUGCUGAACAUGGAUGGAGUGACAUUGUUCACGCCCUAACGGGUAGGGAUGCCGAUCCAAACGUGCAGGACAAUUAUGGUGCAUCGCCACUUUGGUGGGCAUCAAGAUAUGGUCAUGCAAUGAUUGUCGAGCAUCUCCUCGAUAAAGGGGCACAUUUCGAUAGCCCGGACGCAGAUGGCCAGUCACCUCUCUCCGUCUCAUCACAAAAUGGACAUCUGAAAACUACCAAAACUCUGUUGGAACAUGGAGCCAAUCCCAAUUCUUGUACUCACUAUGGGAAAACACCCUUGCUCUUUGCAGUCAACAACGAGCAGCUGGAUACGGUGAAGCUGCUCCUGGAAUCCGGAGCUAACAUCAACUAUAAGAGCCCACAUGGAGAUUCAGCGCUAUCGUUGGCAAGUGAGCAUAGGUUCGGCGGUAUAGUGAAUACUCUCAAAGCCCACCCGAACUUGAUCAUGGACGAGUCAGAGGUUAGGGUAAAAUCAGAAAGUGCAACACCUCCGCCCAUGAGCCCCAUUCAACUCGUUUCUGACGUUUGCCUAAAACGCCAUUCGAUGUUGAUAGAUGCUGUACGAGAGGGCCAAAUCGCGAUGAUCAAACGACUGAUCAAAGCAGGAGUUGACCCAAAUUCCUCUUUCGGUCGCGAAAAUCCUCUUUAUGAAGCUGCAACUCGCGGACAGUCUGAGGCAGUAGCUAUCCUUGUAGAGCAAGGUGCCGUUGUCGAUCCGGAUGAUGGAUUUCGCACCCCUUUGGUAGCUGCAGCGUCUUAUGGCUUUACGAAUACAGUAAAGUUGCUUCACAGCCUUGGAGCCAGUAUCGAGGCGGGUCAAGAAUGGGGCCAAACGCCCUUAGUGGAAGCCGCACAAAACGGGCACCAGGCAACGGUAUCGUUACUUCUCCAACUUGGUGCAAAAACCGAAGUAAAGGGCGACUAUGGAAGAAUGCCAUUAUGGAAUGCCACUUGGAGCCGACACAUAAGCACUGUAAAGCUUUUGGUUGAACAUGGAGCCAAUAUAGAGGCCGCCGACCACUACGGCUUCACCCCCUUGAUGGUAGCUGUGCGAAAUGGAGACAGAAAACUUACCGAGUUUUUUCUUGAGAAAGGGUCCCAGAUGAGGCCAGAGUCUCAGCAAAACUACUCGCCUUUGUGCUUUGCAGCUGCCAAUGGCGAUGAAGCCAUCGUGGAUUUACUCCUUGAUCAUGGGGCAGAUGUGGACUAUUUCUCGGAUGGAAAGUGCACCGCACUACACAUUGCAACAGAUCGGGGUAACCUCAUGGUCAUGAAGAUGCUGAUAGAGGCCGGUGCGAAUGUUGAUUUGAAGGACGGUGAUGGCAGAACUGCGUUAUCAUUGGCAAAGGAGGGCUCUAACGAUGCCACGAUGAGAUUAUUAUGUCGAGCUAGCAGCCUACGACGAGACAGUCACCGAGAACGGAGAAAGGCUGAUGAGGUGGAUUUCAACAAGAAGGACUACUAUCAAUAUCAGCCUCUAAUGAUGGGAGAUUCCAUCCGCAUCAUUGAGCUGUAUCCAGGCAACCCCGGGGACAUAAUGGAGUUUGAAUUGGAAGAAGUUUCACUUGCUUCUAAAACUCCAUUCGAAGCCCUUUCUUAUGAGUGGAAAGAAAGGUAUGGGACGAUACCAGUUCAAUGCGACGGGCAGAAGAUCCUCAUCACUCCCAAUUGCAAAGCAGCCAUGGAAAGACUUCGGCUGCGAGACAAGUCAAGAUACUUGUGGAUAGAUGCUAUAUGUAUCAACCAGACCCACGACCAAGAAAGAAACCAGCAAGUUGCCAUAAUGGGAGAAAUAUAUCGAGCUGCCGACAGAGUUAUUAUGUGGUUUGGAGAAGAGACAGAAGCCAUCGAAACAGCUUUCGAUUUGCUGCCAAGAGUGGCCAGAGCACAACGUACGCUUUUGCAGGAAGCCGGGAACUUCCCAAUUGAGGAAGGGUUGACAGAAGAAGUAGAAGACCCUGAGACUUUAUUGAACAGUAUGUUCAAGGAACAGAAUGUGAUGGAUGCAUUUGAGGAUCUGAUGCAGCGAACAUACUGGACACGAGCUUGGAUUCUUCCUGAAAUCGUGAUCGGUGGCACCAGAGGCAUCGCUAUGUGUGGCAAUCAAUCUUGCGAUUGGGCGACCCUGAAGUAUGGUAUGCCUAUCUACAAAUUUUGUAGGUUUGGGCAACCACCUAUCAUCUUCAACAGCGGCCUGGUUGGUGAGUUGGGACCAGAGGCUGAAAUGCUUUUUGAAGAUGUCGUUUUCAUACUCCACACGCUGGAAGCUACUGACCCUCGUGAUAAGAUAUUUGCAUCAUUGGGGCUCGUAUCACAGGGACGCAUAUCAAUUGGCAAGAAACUAGUGGAAAGCCCUGUUGCCGACUAUACAAUGAGCGUACAGCAAGUCUUUGUACAUGCUGCUCGUUAUAUGAUUGAUGUCGGUGGUGUUUUCUGGGCCUGGAGGCUGGGCAUCCAACGCAGCACGAAGGAGAUUGACAAUUUGCCUUCAUGGGUUCCCGACUUCAAUCGAAGACCUGCAAUUGCGGAAAUCAACCCAUUCAGAGAUGUUAAACCAUCAUGCAAGUUGGAUAUUAAGGAGGAUCCGAUAACUAGCGAGACUUCUCUGCGAAUUAGUGGCUGUAUUGUUGACAAGAUUGUGUUCAAAUUGACCCUGAGGAGAGACCUUGAGAUCUCAACCAUUCUUUUGCUGGUUGUCGAUGCACUUGCAAAUACGGACCGCAGCAUAUACGGCACGUACCCGGUUGGGGAGGGGUUUAACCUUGACAGCAAUACCGAACAUUCAGGGAAGGGGAAGGGUGCUGAGGGCUCGCUGAUGAGGAGCACAAACGCAAUGUCGCUUUUCAACACCAUCACCUCUUUUGAAGACAAGUUGAAUAAUGAGGAUAAUGGCGCAACACCAGAAAGGAUAUUGCCCCUUCUGACGGGAUACCUUAUCUGGACACUCUCGAUGAACAAGGACACGCCGGGACUGUCAAAAACAGCGCCAGACUACGCAGAGCAAUUUGCAGAGAGGUGGACCGACGAAUCCGAUGACGAUGAAGCUUUUGCCGAUUUCGAGUUGGAUAAUCUCAAGCUAGUGGAAGAUGUGUUGAGAACAGACAAAGACCUGAUUUACACAGAGAAUGGUUACUUUGGUCUAACGAACCCUGGAGAAGCAGAGAUUGGCAUGGUGGUAGCGAUAGUUGGCACUGAUGCUACACUGCGGUUGUUGAGAAAGAAGGAGGAUACAACGCCAUUUUAUGAAUACGUUGACAUGAUUUUCUUGAACACUAUGGGCCAGGAAGUUGAUAAGCUGGAACAGAUGUUCCGAAAUGUCACCCCUGAGAGAUUAGAGAUACGCUAG
Fusarium venenatum is the source of this 5082-nucleotide messenger RNA. Lineage: Eukaryota; Fungi; Ascomycota; Sordariomycetes; Hypocreales; Nectriaceae. The record is from RefSeq and is a predicted model, not a curated record.